Molecule: messenger RNA, 1409 nt
Organism: Cryptomeria japonica (Japanese cedar)
Lineage: Eukaryota; Viridiplantae; Streptophyta; Pinopsida; Cupressales; Cupressaceae
Product: clavaminate synthase-like protein At3g21360
Exons: 3
Coding region: 45-1019 (324 amino acids)
Molecular function (GO): oxidoreductase activity
Source: RefSeq, a predicted model, not a curated record
UUGUGUGGUAGUGGAUGAAUCUAUCUAGACAAUAGUCAAAAGUUAUGGAGAACUUUGCGGAGAGAAGAAUUAGGGAGCAAAAGCUCCAAGAUGGUCAUUUGUUCCCCAAAGUUCUCUUCCCUGCUAAUAAUUCUCACAAGGAAGACAUUACUCCUGUGUUGCAGAACAUCACAUCACAGGAAAGCAAAGCAUGGAUUGAAAGUGAAUUACACAAGUGUGGAGCCAUUCUCUUCAGAGGAUUUGGCUUGAAGUCGGCAGAGGAUUUCAAUGCUUUUCUUGAAAGUUUUGGAUGGGAAGAGCAGCCUUACAAAGGCCCUGCUCCAAGAAAGAAUAUCGUUGGCAGAGUGUGGUCUGCUAAUGAAGCUCCUCUCGACCAACACAUCUUCUUUCACCAUGAAAUGGCCCUGACGCAAGAAUUUCCAUCAAAGGUAAUCUUUUUCUGCGAGGUUGCGCCGCCAGAGGGUGGUGAAACGGCCGUUGUGCAGAGCCACAGAAUAGCUUCCCACAUGGAAGGCCACUUUCCAGAGGUUGUUCAACAACUGGACACCAAUGGAAUAUUUACUCACACUCUCCUACCGAAAAAUGACAAUCUUGGCUAUUUUCUUGGCAAGAGCUGGCAAUCUCAUUUGCAGACGGAUGAUCCAGAAGAAGCCCGAAGAAAGGUGGAAGGAGGAGGUGGGAAGUUACAAUGGACGGAAGAUGGAAGUGCAAACAUCAUUGCAGGGCCAAUCCCUGCUACAAGAACUUUCCAAGGCUAUGGAGAUCGAAAAGUGUGGUUUAACUAUAUUCCAGCUGCUACUUAUGGAAAGAAUGAGGCGAGCUUGAACAGGCUGAUAUGUGGAGAUGGAAGUGACAUUCCACAGAGAGUAAUGGAGGAGAGUGGGAGAAUAAUGGAUGAAGAAAGCGUAGAUAUCAAGUGGGAAGUAGGGGACGUGCUGCUUAUUGAUAACUUGGCCGUAAUGCAUGCAAGAAGGCCUUCAAAGCCUCCUCGACGUAUUUUAGUAGCUCUCUGUAAAUGAAACUCAAAAGAACCAUCAUAACUCUCCAAACUAUAUGACCUAAACCAGAGAUGUUAAACUUUAGAUUGACAGGAUGGAUGAGUAGGUAGAUCGACUUAUUGACUUGUUAUUCCACGCCCCCACACAUUCAGGACUCAGUCAAUUCAUCUCAUCAUUCUUUCCAUGGAUAGCCCAAUUAUUUUGUCAUCCGAUUCUUAGUUUCUCAGAAAGUGUUUAGGUGUCAAAGAAAUGACUUGUAACUGAGUUUUUAGGGUAGGGUAGGUAGUGACAGCGAAAGUUUGUUGUCAUGAGACAAUCAAACAGUCAAUAGUAAUUUUACAUCUCAUUCAUAUCAAAAAAUGUCAAUUAUUUGUUCUACUUUUCUUUAUCAAAAUGCACUUUUAACUAACA